UGGCGCAUGCGCAAAGGCCAUAUAAACGAGAUAGCUGUUCCACAGCUGUAACUGCUGUAUGUGCGCUUCUAUAUCAUUGCAAUAUCAGCCAGACAUCCCAACGCCAUUAAUAAUUAAUAAUACUAUCUACCAUAAUAAUUAUAAGUAUCUACCACAGCAGCACAGCUAAACAAUAAAGAUACCGCCUCGUUAUCUGCUAGUUUAGCCGGCUGCUAGCAGUAGUAGCAUCAUGUUUACCUCCCAAACCUCGUCCUUCCAAGAUUCAAUCGACGUGGAGGAGAGAGAUGACUUUGACAGCGAAGAAAUUGCUGGAUACAGCCAGAAAAUUCAAUUGAACUGCUACUACACCAUCUACCUUUAUCAAGGCACCAGAUCUGAGGCUACUGGGGAAAAUGUGGCAUGGAACCAGAGAAGAGCAGACUCCACAACCAGUCAAGAUGACUUUAGCCUGACUCUGAUUGACAGCAGCCUGCCAUUGGAGGCGGAACCUGAGCUGCGGACCUAUAUUUCAAGGAGGCUGAGUAAAGGAGCCCUGCUUGGAGGCAUGGGCAACAUCGCCACGGUGGAACUCAGUAUCCCAGAGCAGGCAGUCGGCUGCUACUGCUGUCUCCUGGAGCAGGAAAGGUCUCCUGAACAGCCUGAUGCUGACGGCAAUGGAUAUGUCAUCUGCUUUAUGGGGGGCUCUGAAAAAGGACUGAACCUAUUUAGGUUAGAGCUUGAUAAAUACGUCCAAGGUCUACAUAGCAGCCUGCAAACCCCAGAGCUGCAAAAUCUUGAGACAGAGGUGCGUCCCUAUCUGAGCCGGUGGUACGAGGAGUCUGUGAUGCACAUUUAUCGUGUGGUGCAGCUGGUCCAGAGCAACAUCAGCUUCCUGCUGCAUGCUGCCCUGAGUCACACACACGUGGACAUCAUCAAUUCAGACGAAAGGACAAAGGCUGAUGUGUUGAGGUUCAUUAAAGCAGCCAGUUUGCAGGGCCUGUCCCAGCAGGACACCACAACAGCGUCUCUGUGUAAGGCUAUCUCAGAAGACACACACUCUGACCUGACUAUAGACUGCUCCGCCAGCCCGCCCACACUCACCAACACUGUGAGUAAUCGGUUCUGUGACGACUGGAUUCAGGCUUUUUUAAACGCUGCAGAGAGGUGUAAUCCCUUCUUGCUCAGACAGAUUCUGGAGAACUUCAAACUUAAGGCCAUCCAGGACAUGAACAGCUUGAAGCGCUUCGUGCGGCAGGCGGAGAUGAGUCACUACGCUCUGUUUCGCUGCUACCAGUUCCUGCAGGGCUGCGGAAACGGGGAUGUGCUGCUGCAGAAUGCCAGGGCAGAGCAUAGCGACCUGCCUGAAGCCUGCAGCAUCAUCACUGUCCUGGAGGAGUUCCUCAGGGAUCAAUCCCAGGCCCAGGCCUGAUUCCAUUAUAACACCUUAGUCCAAGUUGUGGCGCCUGGUAAGAUAGUCUGCUGUACCAACCACAAAGCAGAUAACCUAGUAUCUUUCUAAACAUAGCACUACAUCCUAUCUUAAACAUGUUUGCCAGAUUAAAUGUGGCAGUGGGGAAAUUCUGGCAGCGGCUACGGCAGAUCCAGAACUUAAAUAUAAGCGAUAAAACAUAAGUUUCCUGUACUGGCACUUCUGCUGCCUCUCAGCUAAAACAGUGGCGGUCUGAUUUGGAAUAUGUACUGUAAAACACUGACAACUUACACUCAGCUUCUCAACAAAUGUGUCUUUUUAGGUCUAAUCAUAUUUUAAUAACUUCAUUAUUUAAGUAACUUCACUGCAUUGAUCCUGACAAUUAAGAUUAGUUGCUGGUUGAAGAUGAGAUAAAAAUAUUUUCGUGCAUCAUGUGGUAGUUACCUCUAUAUACCCCACAUCAGGUGAAGGUGAAUUUUAAAAAAGUGGCACUUUCACAACCUUUUCCUUCUGCAAUUUUUGUGUUGCGUGAGUGUGUAUAACAAUAAUAUGAACCAAAUAUUAUUACUAGUCUUUUGCUAACUGACAAUGAUCACAACAGAGUUGAUCCAAACUGGUGCGAAAUUAUCUAUUGCUUAGUUGAUGUCCAAAUAUUCUUUACAUUGUUUUGUAUUUAAUUUGAUUGUACUGGUUUUCUUAAUAGAAGAUGAGAAGAGAAUUGCACAAAUCACUUUUAUGCAUAGCACGUUACAUAUUCUUUGCUUUUGCUCACUUUCAAUCCCAGUACCUGCACUACUAUAUAAUUAUUGUCUAAUGAAUACUGCUACUGUAUGUACAUAUGUCUAUCAAGUGAUAUUAGAUGUAUGUUUAAUCCUUCUCUGGGAAUGCAGUGUUGUAGAUAUAGUGUAAUUUUUGGAUAUCAUGUGUACAGUAGUGCAAAUUAUGUUCUGUUUACAAACAUUAUCUUCCAAGCCUUCACCAGCUAAACAGUUCAUGAGAACAAAAUGGGCACUACGUGACCAGCCGCUCACUACAUUUACUAAGCAUUUGUUUAGUUUAAAGCUCCCACAAAAAAUGUUCUAUGUAUAUUAAUACCCACAAAAAAAUGUUGUGAGGACAAGUAAGGAGUUAAAAUGUAGAAUAAAAGAAGAUGACAUAUUGAACAGUGAAUGUUAGCAUGCCCAUAUUUUAUUUUCCUUUCAUCGUGUUCCUGCAGCAAAACAGUUUGAUGUAAUGAACCAAGCCUCAUCUGAGAAAGUGAAGGUUUUUAUAUUCCAUGAAACCCAUAAAGGGUUUUAGAACUAAGCUCAUUCCCAUUCAAACCAGUCCAAAGUUUGUAAUAUAGCAAUAUUAAUGUUGGUGGUGUAUACUUUAAAAACUGUGAACCGAGUGACGUGUAAAUGAGUCAUUUUGCUAUCGUGAACCAUAGUGCAACUGACCCACAGUAUGUGUGUGUAGACAUCUCUGUACAGCGUGUUGUAUAGUUAUAAAUAUCUGUGUGGUUUCUGGUCUUGUAUAUAGGAAGCUGAAAUAAAUACAACAAUGAACAAG
Thunnus maccoyii (southern bluefin tuna) is the source of this 2959-nucleotide messenger RNA. It is a transcript of the gene c18h17orf75, whose product is annotated as chromosome 18 C17orf75 homolog. Gene Ontology annotation, cellular component: trans-Golgi network. Lineage: Eukaryota; Metazoa; Chordata; Actinopteri; Scombriformes; Scombridae. The record is from RefSeq and is a predicted model, not a curated record. The coding region runs from base 230 to 1408 and encodes 392 amino acids. The transcript is spliced from 10 exons.